UCGAAAAAAGUCAAGUGUAUUUUUCCUCUUGCCAUGAAACAUAAAAAUAACUAACCAACUACUUGCUGUGACGUUCUCUUUCUCCAUUCAUUCCGAAUUCUCGACUGAAAAAGCGACAUGUUCGGAAAGGGGUUUUCAACAUGAGGGGAUUGCAACAUGUGUCAUUCACUGGUGUAAAGAAGUAGGGGGCUCGUUUGAAUAAAGAAAAAAGUCUUCUCCGACUCUAUCGGUCGACUUCGGUUCAAACAAAAUAACACCAGCCAAAUCAUUUCAUUCGCGUCGCGAACACUUUAGGAACAAGCUGCUAGAUAAACACCCACCUUUGUUGAAAGAUAUCAAUAUUAUUUUUUUGUAAUUGCGAAAAUAAUAGCUAUCCGUGGUGGUAUAUAUCAUUUUCCAUACUUUUUAUAACGUUGGCUAUCAUAAUUAUACUUUAAUUUAAGAUACCAAGAAAAUUUUGUUAUUUUUCCUGAACAUUAUUUUUUUGUUUACGUUUACGACUUUUACUCAUUCUUGUUUCGAUUUCUGUUGAAAGGAGUUCGUCGUCAGAGUUCGAUACCUAAGCGAAAUUUGAAACGAUACCUACGAAAAAAAAGUGAUUGCAAUUUUGAGAAACAUAUAGCUUUUUUAUACUCUCUUUUUUUUUAAUUUUUUAAUUGCUUUUUUGGAGAGAGAGAGAGAGAGUGAGAGUUUUUGUAAUUUUUGUUUUGUGUGACUGUAAAUUAUAAACAAGAAAUGCAGCUUUUUGGCGGAAUCGAAGGUGGUGCAACCCACUCCCGCUUGGUGAUUUGCAAUGCUGAAGGUGAAUGCAUAGCCCAAACAACUGGUCUGAGCACAAAUCACUGGAUGGUUGGUAUUCCGGAAUGCGCUCGACGAAUUGCUGACAUGGUCCAUCGAGCUAAAUCAGAAGCUCAAAUAUCAAACGAUACACGUUUGACUAGUUUGGGUUUGAGCUUGAGUGGCUGCGAACAGGAAGCCACAAACCGACAGCUUGAAAAUGAAUUGAGGGAGUCAUUCCCCGACCUUGCUGACAGCUAUGUUGUUUGCAGUGACACUGUAGGCAGUGUGUUUACGGCUUCUCCUAUUGGUGGCCUAGUUUUAAUUUCCGGAACCGGAUCAAAUGCUUUGCUACGUAAUCCAGAUGGAAAGUCAUAUUCGUGCGGUGGAUGGGGCAAUUUUCUCGGUGAUGAAGGCAGUGCCUGGUACAUCGCCCACAGAGCCAUGAAAAUAGUUUUCGAUGAUGUUGAUAAUUUUGAAAAAUCAAAAUACCCAAUCGAUAGAGUAUGGGAAUUAAUUCAACAACACUUUAACGUAAAGACUCGCUUAGAUCUAUUGGACCAUUGCUAUGCCAAAUUCGACAAACCAUUCUUUGCAAGUUUGUGCCAAAAAUUAUCUAAAGCAGCCGAUGAAGGUGAUGGUUUGUGUCUUUUCCUCUUUCAAGAAGCUGGUCAUCAUUUGGCCCGUAGCACAAUUUCCUUACUUCCCAAAGUUCACGAGGAGCUAGUCAAGAGUGGUGAUUUACAUAUUGUUUGUGUUGGAUCAGUUUGGAAUAGUUGGCAUUUAAUGCGUGAAGGAUUCUUGCAUGAACUACGAAAGGUUCCUCUCAACUAUGGAAUAAAAUUAAUUAACAUAACUAAAUCAAUGGCAUAUGGAGCAGUGUAUAUUGGAGCUGAUGGUAUUAAUUAUGAUCUUCCAAGAAACUAUUCGGACAAUUAUAAAGUUAUGUUCCAUUAUACUAAUACACCAAUGAAGAACGGCAUCACAAAUGGUCAUUCAAAUUUAUGAAGGUUCUAUUUGUAGACUUGUGUUGCGCAUUAAGUUUCUCUAAAGGCAAUUGACCGACUAAGCCCGAUGUGAUAAAGGCCAAUUUUCUAAUAUACCUAUGUUUUUUUUUUGUUGUUAUUUACUUAUAUUUUUUUUUGUUUCUAUUAAAUUAACUUUAAUUUAGUUGUAUAGUUAAAUAGUUAAACAAAUGAAAAUAAUCUUAACUAUUAUUGGUAAUAUUUGUAAAAUAUAAAAAUUUUGAUACGAAAAUCCUAUUACGUAUACUUACGUAUUCUAUACAUACGAGUAGGUAUAUAUGAAUUAUAUCGUUUAAAAUUAAGAAAAAUAAAAAUAUUUGCAAAACUCUUAAAAUAUUGAGUUGAAAUGUGA
This is a messenger RNA of Episyrphus balteatus (marmalade hoverfly), 2154 nucleotides long. Its product is annotated as N-acetyl-D-glucosamine kinase. The record is from RefSeq and is a predicted model, not a curated record. Bases 736 to 1785 code for a protein of 349 amino acids. NCBI's taxonomy places the organism in Eukaryota, Metazoa, Arthropoda, Insecta, Diptera, Syrphidae. The transcript has 5 exons. Gene Ontology annotation, molecular function: N-acetylglucosamine kinase activity.